AUGAGUGAGAAAUGGGACUCAAACUCUUCAGAAAACUGGCAUUAUAUUUGGAGUGUCAAUGGCACAAAAUAUCACCUAUACUCAGAUAUCAAUAUUACCUAUGUGAACUACUAUCUUCACCAGCCUCAAGUAGCAGCAGUCUUCAUCACUUCCUACUUCCUCAUCUUCUUCCUGUGCAUGGUGGGAAAUACCGUGGUUUGCUUUACUGUAAUGAGGAACAAGCAUAUGCACACAGUCACUAAUCUCUUUAUCUUGAACCUGGCAAUAAGUGAUUUACUGGUUGGCAUAUUUUGUAUGCCUAUCACGCUCCUGGACAACAUCAUAGCAGGAUGGCCCUUUGGAAGCACAAUGUGCAAGAUCAGCGGAUUCAUUCAGGGAAUAUCAGUUGCAGCAUCAGUCUUUACUUUAGUUGCGAUAGCUGUGGAUAGGUUCCGCUGUGUUGUCUAUCCUUUUAAGCCAAAGCUCACUAUUAAGACAGCAUCUGUCAUUAUUGUGAUCAUCUGGGUCCUGGCCAUUGCCAUUAUGUCCCCAUCUGCAAUAAUGUUACAUGUACAAGAAGAAAAAUAUUACCAAGUGAGACUCAACUCCCAGAAUAAAACCAGUCCAGUCUACUGGUGCCGGGAAGACUGGCCAAAUCAGGAAAUGAGGAAGAUCUACACCACUGUGCUGUUCGCCAACAUCUACCUGGCUCCCCUGUCCCUCAUUGUCAUCAUGUAUGGAAGGAUUGGAAUUUCACUCUUCAAGAUGACAGUGCCCCACACAGGCAAACAGAACCAGGAGCAGUGGCAUGUGGUGUCCAAGAAGAAACAGAAGGUCAUUAAGAUGCUCCUGAUUGUGGCUCUGCUUUUUAUUCUCUCCUGGCUGCCUCUGUGGACACUGAUGAUGCUCUCAGACUAUGCUGACCUGUCUCCAAAUGAACUGCAGGUUAUCAACAUCUACAUCUACCCGUUUGCACAUUGGCUGGCCUUUUGCAAUAGCAGCGUCAACCCCAUCAUUUAUGGUUUCUUCAAUGAGAAUUUUCACCGUGCAUUCCAAGAUGCUUUUCACUUCCAGCUCUGCCAAAAAAGAGCAAAGCCCAAGGAAACCUAUACCGUAAGAGCUAAAAACAAUGUGAUCAUAAGUACAUCUCAUCAGUUAGCCCCAGGACCUGCAAUUCAAAAUUCACAUGAGGAAAAUUUGCUUUGUAGGAAAAGUGCUGAAAAACCCAACCAAGAAUUAAUGAUGGAAGAAUUAGGGGGAGUCACCCAGAGCAAUGAGAUUUUAAAAGAGCUGGUAUGA
Messenger RNA from Puma concolor (puma), 1278 nucleotides. It is a transcript of the gene NPFFR2, whose product is annotated as neuropeptide FF receptor 2. Gene Ontology annotation, cellular component: plasma membrane. Gene Ontology annotation, molecular function: neuropeptide receptor activity; peptide binding; opioid receptor binding. NCBI's taxonomy places the organism in Eukaryota, Metazoa, Chordata, Mammalia, Carnivora, Felidae. The record is from RefSeq and is a predicted model, not a curated record. Gene Ontology annotation, biological process: G protein-coupled receptor signaling pathway; regulation of MAPK cascade; regulation of adenylate cyclase activity.